Molecule: messenger RNA, 1400 nt
Organism: Tauraco erythrolophus (red-crested turaco)
Lineage: Eukaryota; Metazoa; Chordata; Aves; Musophagiformes; Musophagidae
Source: RefSeq, a predicted model, not a curated record
AAUACGACAUAGUGGGCUACCAUAACAAAAGGCAGCUGUCGACCAAACCCAUAGACGUGCUUCGGACUGGGAAGAGCAUUUGUGAGGGAUACGCUGGGCUCUUUGAACAAAUGUGCAGCAUUGCAGGAAUCCAGUGCAUGAAGCUAUCGGGAUACUCUAAGGGGUAUGGGUACAAGAUGGGGCAGUCCUUUACAGGGGACUCUGACCAUGCCUGGAACGCCGUCUACCUUGAUGGAAGGUGGCAUUUACUCGACAGCACCUGGGGAAGUGGUACUGUUGACAACUCUUUCACCAAGUUCACCUUCAGGUACAAUGAGUUUUAUUUUCUGACUCACCCGGCUCUGUUCAUUAACAACCACUUCCCAGACAACAGCAACUGGCAGCUUCUUAACCCAACCCUGACGCUGCAAGAUUUUGAGAAAAACAUGCUGCACAAAAGUGAUUUUUACAUGUUGGGCCUGCUGACGGCACAGCCAGAGACAGCUGUCAUCCAAACAGUAAACGGAAAAGCCUCUGUAUCAGUGGAUUGCCGUUCUGCCACGUUAUUCAUGUUCAAGCUGAAGGGAACAGAUGAACACGGCUUAAUGACGUUGAAAAAACACGGAAUGAAGCUGGAAAUCUACCCCCAGAAGACAGGGAAUCACAAGCUGCAGAUCUUUGCCAAGCCCUCCAAAGGCUCAGAGGAGCUCUACGACUGCGUGUUAGAGUAUGUGGUAGAUUGCAAGUCUGUGGACAAGACCAUGCGCUUCCCAAAGGGCUUGCAUCAGCCUGUUGGACCAAGCUGGUUCACGGAGCGGCACGGGUUCCUGAGGCCGUCACACCCCGACCCCAUCAUCCACACCAACGACGGGCGGUGCUCUGUCACCUUCACCCUGGGCAAAGACAUCAGCGUCUUAGCCUUGCUGCACUCCGAUGACAGCCGCCUGACAGAGGACAUGAGAAGGCGGCACAUCAUGCAAAUCCGUCGUGGGAACCAAAUUGAGUUGAAGAUCCAUCUCCCCCACGCAGGGACCUUCGUCCUGAAAAUCUACGCCAAGAAGAAGUCGGAUCCUGGCAAUUACGACUACAUCUUCAACUACCUCAUCACUUGCCUGAACACUGAAGUGAAGUGGCCAGCUUUCCCCAAGACUUACACCGAGUGGGCGGAAGACUAUGAAAUACUGGAGCCGCUCUCCGGCUUGCUGCCGGCGAAUCGCAACGUUCAGUUUCGACUCAAAAUGCACGGGAUAAGAAAGGUGCUAGUUGAAGCUAAGAAAACUUACACCCUCACCCAGAGCAGAGGCUACUGGGAGGGAACCUGCAACACUUCGGGAUGCAGAGAGGUGGUUGUGAUGGUGCACGAGAACGCUAACCACAACUUCUACUCACACGUCCUGCAAUACGAAGUUGAGACUCAGUAA